GAUGAGGCUUUAUUGCAGAUUUCCACUGCCCAGUCUCCCUCUCAAACGCCUUGGAUAACUAUUGUCACUCUUUACUUCCCCACUCUCAUUUACUUGUGUACCAUAGCGAUAAGGUUGGAUAAUACCCGGAAUAUUUAUCGGAAGGCGCGUUCUUUUGGAUAGCAGGGAAUGGUUGGUAUAUAUCUACUUUCAAGCAUCAUCACACUUUCCACGCUCCCCGCCGUCGUGUCCUCGAUAUCUAUUGAGCAUGGACCAUCAAGCCCGUCCCUCUCCACGGGAAAACACACGCAGGGCGUGCAUCUCCCUAUAUAUCGCAGAGAACGUACCAGCCCCCGGAAACGAAGCGGUCAGACGGGCAUAGCAGGACUUGGAGACUACUUGGAUGUGUCGUAUAAUGUUUUGAUGCAAGUAGGGGACACACAAACACCUGUUGUAUUAGACACUGGUUCCUCAGACCUGUGGAUUCUUUCUUCUGCUUCUGGCGCGAAUGGUUCUUCAAGUGUGCCGCUUUACGACCCUUCUACAUUUCAGCCCUCCGAUCUGGAAGCACGACUUGAAUAUGGCGACUCCCUUACUGGCACUCACGCUUUUGGUCCAAUCGGGUUUGACUCUGUAUCUCUCGCUGGUAUCACGCUGUCGGAUCAGUAUUUUUCGGCUAUUAAUGAUACAAACACGACUGUGCUGCAAACAGGAUCAGCAGGCAUAUUCGGGCUGGGAUUUCCAAUAAAUAGUGUGAUUUGGGGUGAGGUCUUUAUAUCUCAACAAAAUUCCUCUUUCACGUCGUCCAAGCGGGACAAUCUGCAUGACACCAUACCUACAAAAUCCCAUGAUUUUGAGAUUCGUUUCUUCCCAAAAAAUGAUUUAAGCCAUUUUGUUGGCUCUUCAUCUUCCGUACCUCAAAUAUCUUCCCGCCAAUCAUCCACUUCACCUUCAGGAACAUCUGCUAUUUUCGCAUCAUAUUCUAGCAUCGGGCCUUUCAUAUCGCGACUUGUUGUGCAAGGCUUACUUGCCUUACCCAUGUUCACUGUUACCCUCCAGCGAGACGCCAUUCAAAUUGGUGGUAACCAAGGCAUGCUUUCUCUCGGUGAACUCCCCGAAAGUGUAAACAACGACAGUUUGACCUGGGUACCUGUUCGUGGGUACACCCCUGAAGAAGGUGGCCUGAAUCCUCCAGCGGAUGCUCCAAACGAGGUGUAUCCAAUUGCAUGGGAGAUUCCAGUCGAUGACGUAUAUUUUGAUGGCGAGAGACUUGCUAGGUCGCAGCUCUCUUCGCCCAACAUAUCUUUGUCGGCCUUGCUUGACACCGGCAACUCCCUCAUUCGUGGACCUCCCGAUGUCAUAUCAUACAUUCUCAAUACUGCAUUAGGAGGCUCUCCCUUCCCUUGCUCGGAGCAACAUACGCUUGCUUUCCAGAUCGGCGGGCAAAUGUUUCCUGUUGAUCCGCGUGACUUCGUUAGUCAAACACAGUCUGAAAGCCUUGAAGACUGCGUCGCGAAUAUUACACCUACGGAUGUGCCCGUUAUUGGUUCAGGAUACUUGUACAGUUGGAGCCUAGGGGAUCCAUUUUUGAAAAGCGUUCUUGCAGCAUUUUACUAUGGUAAUCUUGGAAUGCCUUCACAAGAUCCAGCGCGCAUCGGGUUGCUUUCAACUGUUCCGGACAACGCAGCUGAUGAACUUGCAUCGGCCGUCAGCGAUGUUAUUCCUACCACCGUCAUCGCUGGAGCAACGAGCGUUUACAAUAGCUUACCUGUAACAUCGAAUGUGGCACCCUCCCGCAUCAUCUCUGCGCUCAGCACAGGCGUGGGUGGCGUCCCACUCGCGCCCACGUCCAUAUCUGGGUCGCUGUCUGGCGGCAAAAAAGUGAACGACGUGCGAGAAGCGUUACGUGUGAAUGCGUGGACCGUGGGUUUGGGUGUGAGCCUUUGGAUUCUAUGCCGACUGGUGGGGUAGAAGAUGUGGGAGGAUUUUUUCUUCGCGUUGUACUGCAUUCCUGUAAUUCUCGUUCCUGUGCAGCCAUGUUGCACGUAUCUGUAUCUCCUGGUGGAACUCGCCGAUUGCAAAAUUUGUUUCUGUGCGACAGUAGAGAUUUUUGAACCAUUAUUUUUAUUUAUUCUAACUUCAUAAAGUCGGUACUUGUGUGGCUUGGGAUAUUUAUGUUGUUUUGU
Serpula lacrymans var. lacrymans S7.9 is the source of this 2165-nucleotide messenger RNA. RefSeq lists its product as uncharacterized. Gene Ontology annotation, molecular function: aspartic-type endopeptidase activity. The record is from RefSeq and is a predicted model, not a curated record. Lineage: Eukaryota; Fungi; Basidiomycota; Agaricomycetes; Boletales; Serpulaceae. Bases 169 to 1950 code for a protein of 593 amino acids. The transcript has 9 exons. Gene Ontology annotation, biological process: proteolysis.